UUUAUUAAUAAUAUAAAUAUUCUUAUAUAUAGCAAAAGUAUAGAAAAGAACUAUAGAGCUAUUAAACAGGCGCACAACCGGUAUAUAGAGUGGGUAAGAAAGUAUAGAGCAGUCUUUACGCUAGAUAAAUACCACCUAAUAUACUUUAUAAAAGCCUGCAAGUUUAUUAAUAUAAAAGCUAUAGUUAAUAUAUAA
Molecule: messenger RNA, 195 nt
Organism: Mytilinidion resinicola
Lineage: Eukaryota; Fungi; Ascomycota; Dothideomycetes; Mytilinidiales; Mytilinidiaceae
Exons: 1
Source: RefSeq, a predicted model, not a curated record